Molecule: messenger RNA, 4073 nt
Organism: Callorhinus ursinus (northern fur seal)
Lineage: Eukaryota; Metazoa; Chordata; Mammalia; Carnivora; Otariidae
Gene: WDR82
Product: WD repeat domain 82
Cellular component (GO): Set1C/COMPASS complex
Molecular function (GO): chromatin binding; protein binding
Source: RefSeq, a predicted model, not a curated record
UCGCCCUCGGCUUCUGCCUGUCGUCCCAAGAUGGCGGACACAAUGAGCCGGCGCCGCGCCGGUUGGCCCUGAGGCGACUGUGAGGAGGAACGGUCCGCGAGCCCUCGCAGUCCGGGCAUUAGAGCGUCGCACGUGCAGGAGGAAGAAAGGGAGGAGGUGGCCCGACUGUCGGCCGCCUUUGCGCUCGCCGCCGGCGCGGCGUCCGCCCCGCCCGGGUCGGCCCCUCGGCAGCCAGCCCGCCCGCCCGCUCGCUCGCCGCCGGGCCCCGCCCCAGCCCUGCGCCGCCGCCGCCGCCUCCAGCAGCCGCCGCCAUGAAGCUGACCGACAGCGUGCUGCGGAGUUUCCGCGUCGCCAAGGUGUUCCGCGAGAACUCGGACAAGAUUAACUGCUUCGACUUCAGCCCCAACGGCGAGACGGUCAUCUCGAGCAGCGACGACGACUCCAUCGUGCUCUAUGACUGCCAGGAGGGCAAACCAAAGAGAACCCUGUACAGUAAGAAAUAUGGCGUGGACCUCAUCAGAUAUACCCAUGCAGCAAACACAGUCGUGUACAGCUCUAACAAAAUAGACGAUACUAUUCGUUACCUGUCCUUGCAUGACAACAAAUACAUCAGAUACUUUCCUGGACAUAGCAAAAGGGUGGUGGCCUUGUCCAUGUCACCUGUGGAUGACACUUUCAUUUCUGGGUCUCUUGAUAAGACCAUUCGACUCUGGGAUCUCCGGUCUCCUAACUGCCAGGGCCUCAUGCAUCUACAAGGCAAGCCAGUUUGUUCCUUUGAUCCAGAAGGGUUAAUUUUUGCUGCAGGUGUCAAUUCUGAAAUGGUCAAACUUUAUGACCUUCGCUCUUUUGAUAAGGGGCCAUUUGCGACUUUUAAGAUGCAGUAUGAUCGGACUUGUGAGUGGACAGGACUUAAGUUCAGCAAUGAUGGUAAACUCAUCCUCAUCUCCACCAAUGGCAGCUUCAUCCGUCUCAUCGAUGCAUUCAAGGGAGUGGUGAUGCACACCUUUGGGGGUUAUGCCAACAGCAAAGCUGUCACUCUGGAGGCCUCGUUUACUCCAGACUCCCAGUUUAUUAUGAUCGGUUCAGAGGAUGGCAAGAUCCAUGUCUGGAAUGGAGAGAGUGGUAUAAAAGUAGCUGUGUUGGAUGGCAAACAUACAGGCCCCAUUACAUGUUUGCAGUUCAACCCCAAGUUCAUGACCUUUGCCAGUGCAUGUUCCAACAUGGCCUUCUGGUUGCCCACCAUUGAUGACUGACCUUGGUGCUGCUCGGCUGUUUGUGUACAGUGAGGGUGGCCAGCAGGAAAGAACUCAGAGGGGACUGAGAUAAUGGAUUGGAUCAUUUGACUGGGCUGGAGAGCAUCCUUCCACAUGGCCUUCCCAUGGAUGUGCUGUACAUCUGCUCAAAAGAAAAAAAGUACUUUGCCGAGCUUCAUCAAAAAGACUCUUGGUGUGGCAGAUUCUAUCAGGACUUAGAUUUUACAGCUGUCACUGCACUGAGCUCCUCCAGAGGAGUGACCAGAUUCAUGAUUAGGGUAUACUGGGGCCCUCAAGACGCCUUCAAUUUUGAAUGUAUUUGCUGCUGAGGAGCCGGUGAAGUUGUUAAUUCUGCACAUCCCAUCUCCCACCCCCAUAAAUGCAUGGGAAGCCACAGUUCUGGUUUUGAGAUGCUAAGGGCAGCUCAGCACCCCUUGCCCUCACCCUGCAUGUCUUGUUACUGGGUCUCCCUGUGUCAUUGUGGCAUUUUUCCACAGCCAUCAUGUUACUUAGGUGCCAAACAUUUACAGAAGUAAGUCUUCAUAUAUCUUGGGGUAAGAAAGGGAUAGAUACAGAAAGAAGGACCUUGCUUGCCAGGAAGCCUUGUGAGUUAAGUCAUGUGAGGGUGGGUGAUCUGGGCAUGCCUCAGGGCUCCGAGUGUUGGGUGGGAAAUGGCCCAAGAGCCUGAAAGGGAGGAAGUAGGGGUUGCAGGUAGUUUCUAUGGCUGGGAGGUUUAGUGGUAGCCUAGUGUGAUCCCCCGUCAUCAAGACAAACCUGCGGUCUUUCUGGGUGCCUGCCAAGCUUGGUUUUGUACAAAAGCAAGGUGGGAGUCUAUUUUUGUACAUGAGCUACAUCACGCUUUCCUGUGGGCCAGUAUUGUGGAGUGAGUCUGAGUUGUUUACACUGAUGCCUUCCCUGCCCACCACAAAUUGUGUACAGUCUCCAGAUGAUAGCACCCCUUCCCAGCUCCCAAGCAAGAGCUGGCUCUAGGCCUGUGUUAUAUGUUAUAUUUAGCCUUUUUAUAUAUGACAUGGGGUUUCUGUUGUUUGUAUUUUAGCACAGUGUGUACACCUUCCUUUAAAUAUAUCCGUGCGUGCGUACAUAUAUAUGUAUAUGUAUGUAUGCAGAUAUAUAUGUAUAUAGAAUAUGUCAUUUCUCACAGUUCAGCAGAAGGCGGUGGAGUCCGGCAGCCCAGGAGAAAGACUGAAUCUUUGCUAAUAGUGUUUGCCACAAGUGUUAGUGAGUUUCUUUAUUACCUUUAUUCCUUUGGGAGACAGAACGAAGCAAAGCUUCAAGUGUUUGCUGUUCCCAUGGCAGCUAAACGAGGGUCUUGGGAUAACUUCCCUUGUGUUCCUCAAGCCGCACUUUGGGGCCCUUUCUGCAGUAUUAGCCCCUUUUUGCUCGAUGAUGCUCUGUCUGCGCCUAUACAUGUGUGACAGUCACUCCUGCAUGCCUUUUGUGUCUGGCUUCUGGCGUUUGGGGACACGAUGCUGGAACCAGAGCAUUUUCAGUUUGUCUGAAGCUUCUUUUCCAAUUACAGGCCAUUCCUGUUUACCUGGUAUGUCUGCUGCUUUUCCUUGCCUUCUCUUGGAAGGGGGAGAGGUCUUGGUCAGGGUUGCGAUGAGCUAAGGCUGGCUCAUGGCCUUUCCUUCCCCUGCAUGGCCUUCUUAGAGCAGGACCAGUGGCAUAUUAGUUCACUAAGUUCCCAAACAUGUAAGCAGGUCACGUAUUCCCUGCAGUUACAGAAACGGGCUCAACAAGGUUAUGACUUGCCCACGAGUACAUAGCUGCUAAGGGGAAGCAAGCCAUUAACUGCCUUCAUUCAGCAGCAGGAACACGCUGUGAAUUGCUAGCAGUUACAGUUCUGUUUUGUUAGCAGUUACUUUUGACUUGUUCCUCAAACUUAAAGGCCAAGGGGCAUACAUCUUUCCAAAACAUAGACUCGAAUCUGCAGCUUUUCUCCAGUGCCACCCACUAUCUAUAGCUCUGCCUUCUCAAGAGUGGAGGGAUUUUUAGAAAGCAGGUGAUCUGAGCUAUUACUGCCCACUUCUGGCUCUCCAGGGUAGAGAAUUCAUGGUAGGAAUAACUGUUCAGAGUGCUUGAGACUGGGGGUUUACCAGAAGAGCUGCAUGAUGAACAUACCUGCAACCACAGCAGCCACUUGGCUGUCAGCAAGGAAGAUGAUUUCUGUUGAGUUUCUGGUGUCCAAAGCUAAGGUACCAUGUCCUUUGAAAUAUGCACGGCACUGCCUGUCUUUCUAGGGACCCAUGGCUACAGAGCUGGCUCCUGAGUGUGCAAGGAGAGGAAAGAUAGGGCUGGAAGUGACUGGGGACGAUGUGUGGGAAUAAGGCAGAACAAAGGGAGCAGAGGGGCUGGGCCUGCAGGGAUGCUCUCCAUGGAGCCAGGGAUACCCUAGCUCUCCAGGGUGGGAGGGGGCGCAAACCAUACUCUCGAGAGUCUAGGCCAAAGCCACCGAUUUGUAUGUGACACUGCACUGCUCAACCACCAGCCAGUGGGGUGUUUUUUUUGUUUGUUUUUUUAUUUUUUUUUUUUUAGAAAAAAAAAAAACUUCCCUGUUGCAAUCAUAAUUAAUCCUUAUUGAGGAAAUUUGGGGAAUUUUAAAAUGAAUCAGUUUGCCACCCAAAUGCUUACCACUGUUAAUCUUUUGGUGUUAAAUGUUCCUCUAGACAUUUCUGUGCAUAGAUUUUUGGUGUGUUUACAUAGUUGUUAUUCUACUGUAUAUACAAUUUUAUGUCCCUUUUGUACUUAACAUAUAAACAUUUUUUCCAUGUUAACAGUCUUAAACAGAAUUUUAUGGCU